Girardinichthys multiradiatus is the source of this 12023-nucleotide messenger RNA. RefSeq names its product titin-like. Bases 22 to 10521 code for a protein of 3499 amino acids. The record is from RefSeq and is a predicted model, not a curated record. NCBI's taxonomy places the organism in Eukaryota, Metazoa, Chordata, Actinopteri, Cyprinodontiformes, Goodeidae. Gene Ontology annotation, biological process: visual perception. Gene Ontology annotation, molecular function: hyaluronic acid binding; heparin binding. The transcript has 21 exons.
AGGAACCUGUUUAAGGAAAAAAUGGCUGGGAAGAGCGUGGUGCUGUGGACGCUGUGGGUCGUACUGCUGUCCGGGGUCCUGUGCACGGAGACGGAUUCCAGUUGGAGCCUGGCGGCAGAUUUGGAGCGAACGGCCGGAUCUUUAGAUUCGGACCAGUUGUCCUUCAGAAAAGACUCGGUUCUGAUCCGUAGGAAGAGGAACGUGCUGUUUCCCAGCGGAGUGAAGCUCUGCUCCCAGGAGACGUUGGACCAGGCCCUCAACAACCAUUUGAACUUCUUCCACCUUAGAGUGUGCCAGGAGACAGUAUGGGAGGCCUUUAAGAUCUUCUGGGACGAGCUCCCCGACCGGGAUGAGUACCAGGCCUGGGUGAACCGCUGCAUUGACGGAUCCGUCAGUAUCAAGGACAUUGGCAGCUUCUUCAGCCAAUCAGAGGAGCAUAAAAGCCUCAUCAGGAGUGCUCUGCUCCAUGCAGAUCUGAACCAUCUGCCCAGACUCAACAACCUGCGGUCUCCACUCUACCAGUUCAGGUUUGUUAUCAGGAGCUACACCCCAACCUGUCUUUGUGAAGGGGCAGAUUCCCGUCACACGCUCCGCUCUCAGAAUAGAUCUGUAAGCCUAUUUACGGGCAGCAGCCUGGUCAAUGGACGAAGACGGAGCAGGGGGCAUGUCGACGUGACUGAGUUAGUGCAGGGCAGCUAUCAGGGAGAUGACAGUGUUGUCAUUGGAUCAGACGCUAUUACAGUCCAUCAAAAGGGGCUUUCUCCAGGCUUUGAAGUUACCUCUUGGACUCCACCACUUUCUGGAACUGAAGCCUCACUUAAAGAGGCUGGAGUGACUUCUCUGUCUGAGAAUCCUGUGGAUUUAUCCUCUGACCCUGCUUCUGACACCACGCCAGAGGACUCUAAUGAUAUCCAGGAAACUCUAGGCAGCAUUACCUCACAAAGUCCAGCUGAGGAACUCAGAAACAGUAAUGUUUUAAAUGUUGAAGUCACUUCGGAGGACAUUGCAGAGAUGACCACAGACCUUUUUCACUCUGUUACACCCCAGCAUGUUGACCUGAUGGAUCAGGAGAUUGGGACUGGUUCAGGCAGAGCAAAAGAAGAACACCUUGACCUUGAAACUCUUACUGAAGACUUGAAAAGCAUGCAGGUAGUGAGUCCAGAGGAUGAGGAACCUCCAACAGAGGGGGUUACUCAAGAAGUCCUCACAGAAGCUGAGUUUAUGAUUCGUCCAAAGGCCACCAUGUCACCUGCUGCAGAAACCUUCACUCUGAUGGAAGCAGGGUCUGAUCUAGAAAACAUGCCUGGAACAACUGCUACAGGUUUUCUUAGGCCAAACCUGGAGGAAAUCCUGGAUAAUUCUUUAAAUGCCGUCGCUGGUGUUACUUUGACUGAUACUUGGGCAGCGAAACCUGCUGAGGCUGCUCAGGAAUCUACUGGCAAAACUGGAGUUCACGCUCCUGAAAUGGAUAUUCCAGCACAGGUAGAGGAUCCUUCAGAGGCGGCUGUAGACAUUAGCCAAGAUGAAACAAAGGUCAGCACUGAGACAACACCCACCGUGUUUCUGAUGGUAGAACCUGAAGACAAGAUGGAAAUGAACAUCAAUGAGAUUCCAGAGCAAGAAUCAAACUCAGAUGUUUCUUCUCAGACCUCCAUCCUGACAGCUACCAGCAAGAUGAUAGCUGAAAUAAGAGAAACAACUGAGAUGACCAUCAAACCUUUCCUCACUGGAGAAGAAGAAAAAGUUGAAGAUGUAAUUAGACACAUGUCAACAAUAUGGACAAUGACCACUGAGGAACCAACCAAACAAAGUGAUUUUCUUGUUCCGACAGCAAAACCAGAGGAGAUGAUGGAGGUUGAAGUUAAACAUGAAGAUGUCCUUGUGAUUACAGAAGAUAAGAAGGUUGAAGAGGGAACAGAGGUUAGUGCUGAAAAAGAAAUUGUUCAGACAGAAGAAACUAUCAAACCAGACAAGACAACAGAAACAGAAGCUCACAAGAAGAAGACAGAAGACUCAGCUGAUGAGGAGGUGGAACCCUUAGAGAAGUCCACUGAAGACGAUGCAAUAAUCAGAGCGACAGUAGGUUCUGUUGAUUAUGGAUAUACACCUAAGACACCUACAGAACCCAAAGAACAAAAUGGACAUGAAAUUAUAGGAGAAACAGAUCCCACGGAACAAACUGCACACGAACCAGAACCCGUAGGAGAAGCAAUACUCGUAGAAGAAAUUAACCCCACUUUAGACAUGACACAAGAAGCAGAACCAACCACAAAACCGCUGCUAGGAACAGAACCAACCACAAAACCGCCCCUAGAAACAGAACCAGCCACAAAACCGCCACUAGAAACAGAACCAACCACAAAACCGUCGCUAGGAACAGAACCAACCACAAAACCGCCGCUAGAAACAGAACCAACCACUAAACCGCCGCUAGAAACAGAACCAACCACUAAACCGCCGCUAGAAACAGAACCAACCACAAAACCGCAGCUAGAAACAGAACCAACCACUAAACCGCCACUAGAAAAAGAACCAACCACAAAACCGUCUCCAGAAACAAAACCAAUCACAAAAACGCCUCUAGAAACAGAACCAACCACAAAACCGCAGCUAGAAACAGAGCCAACCACAAAACCACCGCUAGGAACAGAACCAGCAACAAAACCACCGCUAGGAACAGAACCAACCACAAAACCACAGCUAGGAACAGAGCCAACCACAAAACCGCCGCUAGGAACAGAACCAGCCACAAAACCACCGCUAGGAACAGAACCAACCACAAAACUGCCGCUAGGAACAGAACCAACCACAAAACCGCCGCUAGGAACAGAACCAACGACAAAACCGUUGCCAAGAACAGGACCAGCCACAGAACCGUCGCUAGGAACAGAACCAACCACUAAAUCGCCACUAGAAACAGAACCAACCACAAAACCGCAGCUAGAAACAGAGCCAACCACAAAACCGCCGCUAGGAACAGAACCAGCCACAAAACCGCUGCUAGGAACAGAACCAACCACAAAACCGUUGCCAAGAACAGGACCAGCCACAAAACCGCCACUAGGAACAGAACCAACCACAAAACCGCUGCUAGAAACAGAACCAACCACUAAACCGCCGCUAGAAACAGAACCAGCCACAAAACCACCACUAAAAACAGAACCAACCACAAAACCGCCGCUAGGAACAGAGCCAACCACAAAACCGCCGCUAGGAACAGAACCAACCACAAAACCGCCGCUAGGAACAGAACCAACCACAAAACUGUCGCCAAGAACAGGACCAGCCACAAAACCACCUCUAGAAACAGAACCAACCACAAAACUGCCACUAGAAACAGAACCAGCAACAAAACCCCCUCUAGAAACAGAACCAGCCACCAAACCGCCACUAGAAACAGAACCAACCACAAAACCGCCGCUAGAAACUGAACCAACCACAAAACCACCUCUAGAAACAGAACCAACCACAAAACCGCCACUAGAAACAGAACCAGCAACAAAACCCCCUCUAGAAACAGAACCAGCCACCAAACCGCCACUAGAAACAGAACCAACCACAAAACCGUCGCCAAGAACAGAACCAGCCACAAAACCGCCGCUAGAAACUGAACCAACCACAAAAUCGCCUCUAGAAACAGAACCAACCACAAAACCACAGCUAGGAACAGAGCCAACCACAAAACCGCCGCUAGGAACAGAACCAACCACAAAACCGCCGCUAGGAACAGAACCAACCACAAAACCACAGCUAGGAACAGAACCAACCAUAAAACCGCCGCUAGGAACAGAACCAACCACAAAACCGCCGCUAGGAACAGAACCAACCACAAAACCAUCGCCAAGAACAGAACCAACCACAAAACCGCCGCUAGGAACAGAACCAACCACAAAACCGACGCUAGAAACUGAACCAACCACAAAACCGCCUCUAGAAACAGAACCAACCACAAAACCGCCACUAGAAACAGAACCAGCCACAAAACCCCCUCUAGAAACAGAACCAGCCACUAAACCGCUGCUAGAACCGGCCACAAAACCGCCACUAGAAACUGAACCAACCACAAAACCACAGCUAGGAACAGAGCCAACCACAAAACCGCCGCUAGGAACAGAACCAACCACAAAACCGUCGCUAGGAACAGAACCAACCACAAAACUGUCGCCAAGAACAGAACCAGCCACAAAACCGCCGCUAGAAACUGAACCAACCACAAAACCGCCGCUAGAAACAGAACCAACCACAAAACCGCCACUAGAAACAGAACCAACCACAAAACCUCCUUUAGAAACAGAACCAAUCACAAAACCUCCUCUAGAAACAGAACCAGCCACUGAACCACUGCUAGAAACAGAACCAGCCAUUAAACCAUCACUAGAAACAGAACCUGCUGAAAAAUCUGCAAUCACAGAAAAAACAGCUGAAGCAAAAUCACCAGAACCCACAGGACCACCAGCACCAGUUUCAGAAUUCACAGUAGAACCAUCACAAGAGACAUAUCCCAUCAUAAAUCAUGGACGAGAAGAAGACUCCACAAAAGAAACAGCAGAAGAAGAAGGUGUAGUAGUAAAACCAGGACAUAUGAGAGAACCACCACAAGAACCAGAGACAACAGAGAAACCAGUCCAAGAACCUGAACAAAUGAAAAAACCAGCACAGGAAACCAUUAAAACCACAGAAGAAACAAUCAAAGAUGAAAGACCCCAACCCAAAAGAGAUCCACCACCAACAGAUUCCUCCACAGAGACAGCAAACGAAGCACAACCCACCAGAGAACCUGCUCAAGAAGCAGAGGCUAUAGAAGAUCAACUUGAAGCCUUUGAAAAACCAACACCAGGUCCCUCACCUAUAGAAAGACCAGCCCAAGAAGCUGAACUCUUUAAAGAAUCAACACCUGAAACCCAAUUAACCAUGAAACCAGCUCAUACAACAGAACACAUAGAACCUACAAGAGAACCAGGCCUUAAAACAGAAACCACUGAAGAACCUCUACUCAAAACAAAACUUAAACAAGAAGUCACAAAAACCACAGAACAGACGGCACUGGUACCAGAGCCCAGAACAGAAUCCACUGAUAUUAAAGAUAGAUAUGAAGAAGCAUUAGUAGAACCACAACCCACAAGAAAAUCUGAAAAGGAGCCAAAACUCACUGGAGAACCAACUAAAGAGUUAGAACCUUCCAUGGAAGCAGGACAUAUGGAAGAACCUAGUAGAGAACCAUCACAAGAAAGAGAACAAGGUAACGAUCCAAAACUUCACAAAGAACCAUCACCUGAAGUGGAAACCCCCAGAGAAUCAGGAACAGAAACAAUAGCAGAACCUACAAGACAACCAGAACUAGGUGAAUCUGUAGAUGAGCUUCCUGGUAAAAGGGAACCUACAGAAGGACCUACUGAACCUUAUUUAAGAACAAAUAAAGAUAAAACUGAUGUUCUUCCAACAUCUUCAGAUACAAUGCAAGAAGCAGGAGAACCGUUUAAGGACAGGGAGGACAGAACCUCUGAGACACCAGAUGAAGUAACCGAGGAAAAAGGAGGAACAACAACAGAUCCAGUGGAGCUGGUACCACAGAACCCUGUAACUGUUGAAGGUUCAGAAGACACAGAAGAAUUAUUGCCUGUGACUCAGGUGGAGGGAACUAUUGGACAAGAUGUAGCAGCUAGAUCUCCACAUGGUUCUGCAGUGGACGUUCCACCCGAAACCAUUAAAGAAACGAUUUCCCAUGUGGUUGAACCUGCAAUCACAGUGAGACAAUUUACUCCUGAAGUUGAAGAUCCCAGUGAGACACCUCCAGAAGCUGUGACCAAAUUCCCUCCAAGGACAACAUCAGAAGCAGGGUCCCUCAAGACUGAGGACCCUCCCACUGAGGAACAGGUCUGGCUGAGAAAGAACGGUACGCUGGCAGUUCUCCCACCAGCUGCUGAUGGAGACAAAAUCAUGACGGAGCCUCCUCCGGAGGUUGAACCUGGUGAAACACCUGUGGUAGAAGGAACUUCACCAGGAACAUCAACAGUAGGACCUUCUGAGGAGGCCACUAAAGGUUCCACUUCUAAAUAUUUAGGGGAAACCAACAAUGGGAACUUCCCGGACCUAUCAGUACGACCUUAUGAAGAAGAAGGCAACUUCCUGGGAAACAGUGGCUUUGUGGGAGAAGAUGGCGAGGAGAACUCGAUUGGGAAUGAGAUAUUUGAGACGCUGCUGAGAUCCCCACGGCCCCUGAAGGACCAUGUGGUGGAGAUGCGGAUCAAACUGAAAGGAGAAACCUACAACGAUGCUCUGAGAGACCCGAGCAGCUUUGAGUACCAGCAGCUGGCCAGACAGUUCAAACGCAAGGUUGAAGAUGCCUUUGAGAGGCUGCCAGGCUUCAAGAACAUCGACAUUAUUGAAUUCAGGCCUCAGAAGGACCUGCAGAGGGGUCUGGUGGUCCAGGUGCACUAUGCUAUCAUUUUGGAGGUGGAGGUGGACAGUGGUGGCAUCUCCAACGACACUCUGGACUUCAUCACUCUGCAGAACAACCUGGUGGAGAGGAGCUUCCUUGGAGUUGCUGAGCAACCCACAGUCAUCUACACGAUCACAGAUUUCCGUAACUUCAUCACUGAGGCACUGCACAAAGACAAGUUCCUGACCAACAGCAGCCUGGAGGUCCUAGAGCACGGGAACGUGCUGCCUUCUGUGAAACCUACGAGUAAACCAGCUGAUGUUUAUGAUAACAUGGACAACAUCCUCGCGGCAGAGAAGCCUCCUGAUGCUCCGCUCCAUGAGGCAAACACCGACAAUGCUUUCCUCAAGAAGGAAGACUUCCUGUUUAAUACCAUGGGGCAGUUGAAAGGUCCACAGAGUGAGGUGGUGAGUGAAAAUGACGUCUUCUUAUUCGACGAAAGCACAACUCCUUCACAGACUGCCAAAGUCCAGGAAAAGACCGUGGACCUGGAGUCACUGGCUAAAAACAAUGGUGGAAACAUUGAAGAUGAGGGAUUCCUUCUCACUAUUUCUGCUAACGCUGUAGAUGAUCACCAGGUGGAAGACCAAACGGUGGGUCCUGAAGGUCCUGCAGUCAGCAUACCUCCUACAGUUAAAGCUCCAACACCCUCUGAGGCCACAUUUGAUCUCGGAUCUGGCUCUGGUUUCUCUGGAGAUGCUCAGGAGUCUUAUGCCUCGUCUUGGGACACUACAGAAACAUCUCACGUCAAUCAUGACAGGGGAGUCAAUAGCCAGGAUGUUCUACCACCACCGGACCUGGAGAUGGAUACAGAUGAUGAGAUAGCUGCUGUGGAACCAUCAACCACUGAAAUUGCUGACUUGUUUGAAAAGGGAGAAGAAUCUGCUGCUUCUGAACAAUCUUUUUUGGAUGAACACACAGAGAAACCUUCUCUGGAUAAAGUCCUCGAGACGCCACUCAGCACAGUUCCACAAGACCUGACCGUGGGGCAAGUGCUUCUACCUUCCACUCAGGAAACCGUGACUGCGGACCUUUCUGUGCAAACUGUAGAAGCUUCUGGUUUCCAUGAGGACUACUCUCUAAUUGAUCCUCAGACCUCUGCAGUUUCAGUUAUGGCUUCUUCUGAACCUAGAAGUUGGACUCCAGUUGAUUCUGGCAUCAGGCGUCAAGACUCUACUGAAAGUGUUGAAGAAACUACUGACAGAGAAUCAGAGGUUCAAGAUGUUAGAGUCGUCUCAGAAUCAACAAAAGAGAUGAGGAAUGAGGAAGUUGUCGUGCCUGAAGCUCCACCAACUGUGGACUUACCAUCGUUUGUUGAAAUCCAGGCAGUUACAGUCAGUGAAUUCAGCUUUGAAACAGCCACUGGUAAGCCAGAGCAAGUUGAGGUCCUGGUUGAAACAUCGGAUCCACCUCUCCCAGAAAAAAGAGCACCUAACAAAAUCGAGAUUCUGGAAGAGCAGCAUUUAGAUACCCCUUACUCUACCACUGCAGCGCUCUCAGCUGAAGGUCCAGACCAUGACCUGGUUGUGGAUCAAGUCAUUGUUGUCACUACAUCCACAGCAUCUCCGGUUCCAACUUUACCUGCAGCCUCAGAACUCAGCAUCAGCGUUGAACAUUCACCUGAAAAGGACUCACCUUUCACACGAGUGUCCAAUACAGUGCCAGAAGAUGAAGAUCUCUUUCACCAUGAGCAUCUAAUUCAUGAUGAGUUCACAGACGUUUCCACAAGCUCCCCUUCCUUAGACAUCGCUCAGUCCACAUCAGCAGUUGUAGAAAUGAAAACAGAAAAGGCUCCAACUUAUUCUGGAGAGAGGUCUUCAGGUGCUUCAGCACCAGACCAACACCUGGGGACAACCCCAGGAGAGGUUUCAGGAGGUAAAGCAGAACCUUCAGAAGAGGAUGCAAGACCUCCUAUAAUGAGACCCGAACCUUUCGAAGGAAUUGUAAAGCCUUUGGAUAAGGACGUACAAAUCUUCAAGCAUGAAGUAGAACCUUCUGGAAUGGAGGCCAAAUUAGAAGGGUUUGAAGUUGAAAAGGAAGGUCCAAAAGACAAAGCUGAACCUCUGGAGAAUACUGAAGCUUUAGAAGGUGAUGUCAAAACUUAUGGAGUUGAAUCCUCAGAAGUGGACAUUGAAACUUUGAGUGUGAAAGUUGAAGCUCCUGGUGGAGAAAAACAAACUCCUCACGAAGAUUUAGAAUCUUUAACAUUGUUAGAACAACCUUUGGAAAAUGGAGAAGAAUCUUCCAAAAGAGACGCUGAAUUUCCAAAUGAGGAAAGACAACAUUUCAGUGUGGAAGUGCAACCUUCAGAACAGGAAUUAGGGACCUCUAGACCCGAAGAAGAGUCUUUAAAAGGUGAAGUCGAACCUUCUGGAGUACAAGAAGAACCUUUUGGAGGAGAAGUACAGUCUUUAGGGGAACUUGAACGUUCAGAAGUAAAAAAAGAGCCUUCUGGAGGAGAUGUGGAACCUUUUAAAGAAACAGUGGAAAGUUCAGAAAAAAGCACGGAACCUUCUGCAGAGGAAGUAGAACCUGGAGAGGAAAUAGUGGAACCUUCCAAAGUAAAGGUAGAGCCUUCUGGAGGAGAAAAGAUAACUUCAGAUAAAGACAUAGAAUCUUUAGGCAAAGGAACUGAACCUUCAUUAGUGCAUGCAGAAUCUUCUGAUGGAAAUUUAGAACUUCCUGAAGAGGUGCAAAUGACACCUUCUGGAGAACAAGGAGAACAUCCUGGAAUUGAAGUGGAGCCUUCACAUGGUAGAAUAGAAACAGAACUUUCUAGAGGAGAAGCAGUAAGCAGUAUCCUUCCAACACCAUCUUCCUCACAGCCCAAAGUUAAUGACAGUUCUUCUAUGGUGGAACUCCAGCCUUUUAAGUAUGACUUCCCUGACAUGCCGAGCAUCGAUGUUAGCAUUGAUUUAUUCCAGUACGGCACUGGGGAGGCUGAUGGUGAAAGUAGUGGCUUCUCCAGUGAAGCUCGGGGUUCAGACCUCGAAGCUUUUCCAUUACCGGCCAGGCCGGGCAGAGCUCUGACAGUUUUCUUCAGCUUGAGGGUGACCAACAUGGCAUUCUCCAUGAACCUCUUUAACAAAAGCUCCUCAGAGUACAAAGCUCUAGAACAACGGUUCCUACAACUGUUGGUCCCUUACCUCCAGUCCAAUCUAAACAACUUCCAGAACCUAGAGAUCCUCAACUUCAGAAACGGCAGUAUAGUUGUAAACAGCAGAAUGCGCUUUGGUAAACCAGUUCCCCAAGAGGUUACCAAUAUCAUCUACCUGAUUCUGGAGGACUUUGCCAACACAGCCUAUCACACCAUGAACCUGGCCAUUGACAAGUACUCACUCGAUGUUGAAUCAGGUGAUCGGGCGGAUCCGUGUAAGUUCCAGGCCUGUAACGAGUUUUCCAAGUGUAUGGUGAAUCAGUGGUCGGGUGAAGCGGAGUGUGUGUGUGACACAGGCUAUCUAAGCAUUGACGGCUUGCCAUGUCAGAGCAUCUGUGACGUUCAACACAACUUCUGCCUCAAUGACGGCAAAUGUGACAUCAUUCCUGGCAAGGGCGCAAUCUGCAGGUGUCGUGUUGGGGAGAACUGGUGGUACCGGGGGGAGCACUGCGAGGAGUACGUGUCCGAGCCGCUGGUGGUCGGCAUCGCCAUCGCCUCGGUGGCUGGUUUCCUUUUGGUGGCAGGCGGGAUCAUCUUCUUCCUGGCGAGAACGCUCCGAGAGCAAUAUGAUGGUGAAGAUACAGAGGACCCACUAAGAAGGCACGAGAGUGUUCCAACGUUGGAGCGAGCCACAAAGUUCAACCCGAUGUUUGAGAGCGACCCGGUCACUGCUCAGUACUACCGUCGCUAUGAUGACAGCCUGCCCCAGUACCACCAGUGCUGUGACUCCACCCUACCUCAGUACUGCUCUACAGACCUGAACAGCGAAGAAAUACAGAACAUCUGCCAAAGCACCACACUGACUAAAGAGGAGAUCCAGGAACGUCUCAGAAUAAUCGAGUUGUGCUCCAGAGAUCAGCGCUUUGCAGACUUUGUCCGGCAGACGCAAGUAUUCCUGGAGAGGAGAGGCAGCUCCACAACGUAACGUAGCGUCCAGGCAGCCGUUGACCUCCAGAAACCAGCGUCCGUCUUUAACUGGAGAAGGAACACCAGUUCAUCAUGAGGCUGCUGUUGGUGGUGGAGCUGGAGCUGAAGGUGACCAGAAGCUGACAGAUGUUGGAGUUUAUUUUUAAAGAACUUUAUCCGUUUGUUCUUCAGGAGAACUUUGAUUUUUGAUCUCGUUCUGUGUUUUUGUAUCCUGGAGUCUUCUUUUGGAGGAACGUUUUGAUUUCUAAGCUUUGGACAUUUUCAAUCUUCUAUCUUACUUGUUCUGCCACAUUUCCUUUUCAGCUUGAAUCUAAGGGUUUCUGGUUGCAUCCAGACCUUCUGGUCACCACUCUGGUCAUCCUGGACAGGGGUGACCAGCAGCAUUUCUCCCCCUGGUGCCUUCAAUGCUCUGUUAGCUCUUCUGGGAUGUGAUGAGAACAACUCAAGCCCUUGAUCAAAAGUAACUUUGACAUAAAUCUACGACACCAAAUGUUCUCAAUGUUUACAUUUCUCUGUCAGAGGCAGGUUCUAGACUCCAUGAUGAAGAUGUGUAGUUUGAGUUUUCAAAGACCUUGGCUGCUUCUCCUUAGAGCCACUUAGCUUCAGCCUGUUUCUUCAGUUGCAGGAAUGGGUUUAUUUCUGUGGAUCUGCACCAGUUGGACCUUCCAGAUCAAAUGGUUUGUCCUGGAGAAGACGUUGACUGCUGACAUCUGUCUGAUUCUAAAAGAGAAAGACCCUGGAGAUAAGAUGCUCUGGUACCGGAUCAGAACAACAAGCAAACAAUGCAUCUAUGAUGCCCUAAUGGUAUGAUCAGUCCCAGAAAGGUACCACCCGGUUCCCAGAAGGUACUAUCGCUUACCAAGUUACUGACUGGUACUGACAAAAUAUUAUGUUGACCCAGCAAGAAAAAAUCAGUUGUUAUUCCAGCAAGAUACCUUCUGGUUCUAAUAAGGUUCCCCUGGAAGCUGUCAUGUUCCAGCAGUUCUCAGCCCGGUUCCAGUGAUCCAGCUUCGUUUAAACUGGGUACCAACUUGUAGUGUCAGGAGAUACGGAGUUAUUGUUUGAACCAGCAGAGAACUACCAUAGUUAGCAGGUCUACUAAUAGAGACCAGAAAGACCUUCUAACACCUUAAUUUGACUCCAUUAAUGUUUAUCAUCAAGUCAAAGGUCAAACGACCUUCAACCAAUAAAUUACACUGAAUCUGAACGUCCAGGAGUUAAAUACUGAAGCAGAUGAUAAAAGGUAAAUCCAGAAGAUCUGUCCAGUCCGACCGACCUCAUGGUUUGAUGUUUUUGUGUUAGUUUAGAGCUCUGUCACGUUACCUGCCUCCGGUCCUGAAUGGACCGGGUUCUGGCUUGUCCACAUACAGGUUAAAUGUGCAUGGUCUGUUUCUGUCGCUGUGAUUUGUAUCGUGUGUUUUCAUGUGGUUUGUCCGAGCUUUAAUGUAAGCGUGCGAGGUGGCACGUUUUCUAAAAUAAAACGCUGACAUUUUUUACACA